Messenger RNA from Aspergillus versicolor CBS 583.65, 845 nucleotides. RefSeq names its product HAD family hydrolase. Lineage: Eukaryota; Fungi; Ascomycota; Eurotiomycetes; Eurotiales; Aspergillaceae. The transcript has a single exon. The coding region runs from base 108 to 725 and encodes 205 amino acids. The record is from RefSeq and is a predicted model, not a curated record.
CAAAUACCAAACUUAGUUCCACGCAACAGAACGACUUGAAACAGGCGGUGACCGUUGAAUUCUCUCUCUUCGUGUCAGAUUUGCUCCUACGGAUUCAUACAGACGAAAUGCCUUACAAAGCUGUCGUCUUCGACAUGGGAGAUGUGCUAUUUCGAUGGACUCCUCAGCUGAAGACUUCGCUUCCCGUGGCAACGUUGCGAGAUAUGGCGUUUUCGGAGACAUGGUGCGACUACGAGAAAGGCAGAUUGACGACCAGUCAGUGCUACCAGAAGCUGGGAGAGCAGUAUGGGGUUUCAGAAGAUGAACUUGCCUCGACAUUCUACCAGAGCACCGCCUGCUUGAUCCCCGAUCCAAGGAUGACCGAACUACUUCGUGAGCUUAAAGGUCGCGGGCUGGCCAUAUACAUGAUGACGAACAUUCCUCGACGAGAUUUCAAUCAGCUGCGAUGCACCAAUUACGAGUGGGACCUGUUCGAUGGGAUAUUCGCUUCCGGCUACAUUGGCAUGCGAAAGCCUGACCACGACUUCUACCAGUACGUCCUGCGGGAGGCUGAUGUGGCGCCAGCUGAAGCUAUUUUCCUCGAUGAUCAACACAAGAAUGUGGCGGCCGCGCGUGAAACGGGAAUUCUCGGUCUCUUGUUCGAACAUGCACGGAAGGAUGAAAUUUGCGAUGAGCUUGUCGACUUGCUGAGUCGCGAUCCUGCCGCUGAAUCUUGCAUAGUGUGAUAGCCAUUUAGUUCCAGGUGAUCCAACAAGCCUCAGCCUUACAUAUACAGUCCCAUUUAAGUAUAUGAAUUUCUGCGCGUAUGCUGUAUCACUUGAUCAGCCACAUGUGUACUGGAAAAG